Molecule: messenger RNA, 1085 nt
Organism: Tinamus guttatus (white-throated tinamou)
Lineage: Eukaryota; Metazoa; Chordata; Aves; Tinamiformes; Tinamidae
Source: RefSeq, a predicted model, not a curated record
AUGGGGCUGCCAGAGGAAGCAGAGGGGCAAGGCACAGGCUUGUUGCAGGAAGUGGUUUAUCUAGUGAGUCAGGGAGCUGAUCCCGAUGAGAUUGGUCUAAUGAAUAUAGAUGAACAACUGCCAGUCCUAGAGUACCCUCAGCCUGGUCUGGACAUCAUCAAGGAACUGACAUCUCCCCGCCUCAUAAAAAGCCAUCUACCAUAUCGGUUUUUGCCUUCAGACCUCCAUAAUGGUAAUUCUAAGGUAAUAUACAUGGCUCGCAACCCCAAAGACCUGGUUGUGUCUUAUUACCAGUUUCACCGCUCCCUAAGGACCAUGAGCUACAGAGGGACUUUUCAGGAGUUCUGCAGAAGGUUUAUGAAUGACAAGUUAGGAUAUGGUUCAUGGUUUGAACACGUCCAAGAAUUCUGGGAACAUCAUAUGGAUGCCAACGUACUUUUCCUCAAGUAUGAAGAUAUGCACAAGGACCUAGCCACAAUGGUUGAGCAGCUGGUGAGGUUCCUGGGGGUUUCCUAUGACAAAGCACAGCUGGAGUCCAUGGUGGAGCACUGCCACCAGCUCAUCGAUCAGUGCUGCAACGCAGAAGCACUUCCUGUCGGCAGGGGACGAGUUGGGCUAUGGAAAGACAUCUUCACUGUUUCAAUGAAUGAGAAAUUUGAUUUAGUUUACAAACAGAAGAUGGGAAAAUGCGACCUCACAUUUGAUUUUUAUUUAUAAAAAAUGCAUGCCUAUGAUAUCCAAAUAUAGCUAGAAGUGCUUUAUGCAUUCAUUUAUUACUUGCUGGACAAACUACUGUAGCUAUUAUGUGUAACGAGAUUUAAAGAAAAGAGAACAAUCUAAGUAAACCAUAGCAAAUACGAUUAUCCUUGAUCCUACACAGCUGUUUAUCUUUUAGUAUUUUAAUCCUUUGUCCACACAAAAGAACUUCCUAGACAAUACUAGAAUAAUCAGCUGUUAUGGAAUGUAUUAUAUGCGUAUAAGGUAUGUAUCAUAUAUGCAACUAGAAUGUACACGCCUUUUCAGUCCCACAUUAUUUAAUGUGUUUUAUAGAAGCUUUUCACUAAAACCUAAAUAAAUGUCCGUAA